AUGGUGAGGGAUGCAGACGGCAUUUAUGUCAACGUGGAACUGACCAAGGUGAAGGUAGCUGAGCUUCGAGAAUACAUCGCCAAGAGAGAAGACAAGUUUGUGUCCGAGUAUGGGAGAGUGCCUCGAGGUCUGCUCCACGCUCACACAGCUGCCACCACCCCAGAACACAGGCCCAAGAACAGAUUCAAAGCCAUGUAUCCCUAUGACCACUCCCGCGUUGUCCUGCAGAAGACGCCUAGGGACAAGCACUCCGACUACAUCAACGCCAACUACAUCAACACCUACAAGGAGAAGAAGGCCUUUAUUGCAACCCAAGGCCCAAUGCCCAAGACUGUGGGCGACUUCUGGAGGAUGAUCUGGCAGGAGGAGACCGACAUCAUCGUCAUGCUCACCAGACUCAAGGAGGGAAUCAAGGUGAAGUGUGAGAAGUACUGGCCGGAGGAGAAGAGUCCACUGAAACUUGGAGACCUGACCAUCACCAACGACGGGGUCACUGAGAGACCAGACUACUGCAUCACACAGAUUACCAUACAGCACAAGAAGCUGAACGAACGCCGUCAAGUGAUGCACCUGCACUAUGUCACGUGGCCUGAUCAUGGCGUCCCAUCAUCCCCUCCGCUCGUCCGGUUCUGGAAGGUGUUCCGGUCCAUGGCGGCUGACAGCAAGGCUCCCGUCGUUGUCCACUGCAGUGCUGGAGUUGGGAGAACAGGGACAUUUAUUGCUCUGGAGGCCCUGAUGGAGCGAGCUCGACGGGAGGGAGUGGUGGACGUCCACGAAUUUGUCCUCAAGAUGAGAGCAGACCGGGUCAGCAUGGUGCAAACAAAGGAACGGUACCUGUUUCUCCACCAGGUGGUGCUGGAGGCGCUGUACAGCGACAUGACACACAUGACGCCCACCAUGUUUGACAGCCGGUUCUGCACCGACAGCCUUGCUUCGGCUUCAGAAGAAGCCAUCUUGAAAAGAAUGGGAGAAACUCGUUGAACUGAAGGGAGAAUUAAAUGCCUCUGAAACUGAGGGAGCUCUUCUGUCAGAAAACUCGCGGAAAAACCGUAGCAAGGACAUUCUGCCAGGU
Molecule: messenger RNA, 1072 nt
Organism: Haliotis rubra (blacklip abalone)
Lineage: Eukaryota; Metazoa; Mollusca; Gastropoda; Lepetellida; Haliotidae
Product: tyrosine-protein phosphatase non-receptor type 7-like
Exons: 11
Coding region: 1-981 (326 amino acids)
Biological process (GO): protein dephosphorylation
Molecular function (GO): protein tyrosine phosphatase activity
Source: RefSeq, a predicted model, not a curated record